Molecule: messenger RNA, 684 nt
Organism: Anneissia japonica
Lineage: Eukaryota; Metazoa; Echinodermata; Crinoidea; Comatulida; Comatulidae
Product: UDP-GlcNAc:betaGal beta-1,3-N-acetylglucosaminyltransferase-like protein 1
Source: RefSeq, a predicted model, not a curated record
UGUCGCCCUCUAUCGUAAAAGUAAACAAACUCCUGCAAACGAAAACACAUGGAAUGAAUGAGGCGGUGGAUGACUGACAUUGACUUUCUUGUACAUUUAUUAUUUAUAAACCUUAACUUACAGUAUGAGUAUCGAAUCAGUCGAUGUGUCUAUUAUUUUACCAGUGCACAAUGCAGGCAAAUGGCUGAAUGAGUGUCUACAGUCAAUUCAAGGUCAGACGUUUAAGGAAGGAAUGUUCGAAUUGUCCAUUUUUAAUGAUGCCAGCAAGGAUGAUUCAAUAACAAUUAUAAAUUCCUGGAAAGAUAGGUUGAGCAAUGCUGGCAUCCAUGUGAUUAUAAAUGGACACUCUUCUGAUGCCCCUAAAGGAGUUGGCUUUGCCAAAAACCAAGCAGUAGCUCAUAGCCGUGGAGCUUUCCUGUGCUUCCAAGACGCUGAUGAUAUAAUGGAGCCUCUUCGUAUCAAAUUGCAAUAUGAAGCUGCAGUCCACCAACCAAAUAGUAUAAUAGGAUGCAAGGUUCAAAGACUACCUUUGGAUUCUACUGUACGCUACACACGAUGGUGUAAUGAAAUGAACCAAGAUCAACUUUUAACUCAGAUCUACACAUCCCAUGGACCAACAGUACUAAUGCCUACAUGGUUUUGCUCACGGAAAGUUUUUGAUAAUGUUGGCGGUUUCGAUGAAAG